Drosophila ananassae is the source of this 1822-nucleotide messenger RNA. RefSeq names its product coiled-coil domain-containing protein 174. The transcript has a single exon. The record is from RefSeq and is a predicted model, not a curated record. The coding region runs from base 64 to 1740 and encodes 558 amino acids. Lineage: Eukaryota; Metazoa; Arthropoda; Insecta; Diptera; Drosophilidae. Gene Ontology annotation, cellular component: nucleus.
AAAACUAUCGAUAGCAUAUAGCGAUUAUUGUUUUUAUUCCUUAUUUAUUUAUGUUUGUUUGCCAUGAACGAUCCAAACAAGAAAAUCAGCGUUAACUUGUCCUCGCUACUUAGCUUAAAAGCAGAACUAUUAAGGAAGCAGCAUGAGGUGAAGCUGGCCAAGGCCACCAAGGCUGCUGCCAACGAAUUUCGGCCCAGCAAAAGGUCCAGCGACAAAGAAAAGGUAAAGUCCAAGGAGCGCGACUACAAAAGGAUCGGCAGCAGCGAAGAUGGGUCCAAGGUGUAUGAGGCGGAGGACCCCGCGCAGUUGGAAAAGUCGAGGCGCGUGCUGGAGGCCAAGAGCAAGUACUACGAUAGGAUGAGUCGCAGCGGCGGCAGCCUCAACUCCGACGACAACUGCCUGGUCAUGUUCAAUCGCAAGAAGCAGGAAGAAGAUCAGGAGCACCAAAACCAAAGUUAUAGUCCCCAUCGACCGCCAAGCAGCAGUAGCAGUGAAGAUGAGGGCGCGGAUGACGACGAAGUGGAGUACAUCGAUUGUCUGGGGCGCACAAGAAAAUGCCAACGCAAAGACUUGGCAGAGGCCAAGAGACGCGAUGAAGAGCUGGGCAGGACCAUGCCACAGCGCCUGGACCAGAGCAAGGCCAAUUGGAUGAUUGACACCCAGGGCACGAAAAACGACGAGGAUGAGGAGGACGAGGAGCCAAGCUACGGACCACCGCCCCCGGAAAGCGUGUGCAGCGAUGCCAUAUCCACAAUGACCAAGCACGACGAACAGCGCAUGAACUGGGAGGUCAAGGAGCAGGAGAAUAUUGAAAAGCCCGAUGUCCAUUACCAAGACGUCUUCUUCGAUGAAGCGCGAACUCAUGGCGUUGGAUACUAUGCUUUCUCGACGGACGAAGCCGAGCGCCGACAACAGCAAGCGGAGCUGGAAGAGGCGCGGCAGAAGACAGCCGAGGAGCAGAAACGCCGGGAUGAGUUGCGCGCUAAGCGAGAUAGUAUCGUGGCUGACCGAGUACUGGCCGCCAAAAACAGGAUUCGGGCACGUGAAGGCCUACCACCCAUUAGCAAGGAGGAGUACGAGCAAGAGCAGCUUCUCAAGAAGCAGGAGGAAACGGCAGAAACGGAUCGGGAGCGAAAAGAAAGAGAGAAGAAAGAGGCUCUUGAUCGAAAGAAGGCGAAGCAGGAGGCCGAACUGGAUGAUCUGCGCAAGGAGCAUGUACGCGAUUGGGACAGAGAUAAGCCAGGCGUAGCCAAGCGAACAGAAUCCGAAUCCUCCGAGGAGGAGUGGCAAUACAAAGCCGAGAGGCUUCCCAUGUCUCAGGAGGAAUGGAACGAGAAGCAACGCGCCCAGCGCAAGGAAGAGUUUGCACCCAUGCCAGAACCAAAGCGUACCAAUUUCUCCAGCAUGCCACCCCCACCGGCGUGGGUAAAGGGCGAGGAGGAGUUCCGCAACUUCCACACCAGCAAGCAGGAAAGAUCAUUCCAACGGCGAAGUUAUAAUGCCAACAGCGAGGACAAUAACGAUGAUGGGCCCAGCACUUCAUCCCGUCAAAUGGGCGCUGCUAUCCCUCCACCUGCCAGUCUGAAUGAUACUGCCAUGUUGCCACCAGCAGCCAAGCGGCCAAAAUCGCAAUUGGAACUGGAACGAUCCAUCGAAGCUGGCCUGAAAUUCCUCCGCGAAAAUUGCGACAAAGGUGCGCUCGGCAACAAAGCCACCUGGACCGCAAAGGCUGACUACUAAGCUAGUAAAUUUCCUUUGUUAAUAUUUUAUUGCUUCGUAUAAAGAAUAUUUUAGAAAAACACAAUACACAAUACGCGACCUA